Molecule: messenger RNA, 537 nt
Organism: Cyclocybe aegerita
Lineage: Eukaryota; Fungi; Basidiomycota; Agaricomycetes; Agaricales; Hemipholiotaceae
Source: the annotation of a GenBank genome assembly
AUGUCUCGAUGCCGCUACGGGAGAUCAGCACGUCGAAGACAAUCAUUAACGACCAGCACGGAUGUGUACGCGCCACCGGCGGCGACGACGACGGCCUGGAUCAUCGAGAACGGCGGAAUCAGUGCUGUACGCGUCAUCACAACCCGAGUAACUCUACAACAUGAGCACGAUACACGACGAGGAAGAUGUGAAAACUCACCAGGAUCGCGGUUGGCCGCGGGCGGCGGUGCUAGGUUGAUGGUGGAGGGUUUGUAUUCAGUGAGGCAGACUGGAGGUGGUGCGGGCCCUUUCCCGUCGAAGUCGCGAUAUAUGAGUGGAGAGGUGAUGAUGACGUCCUGGGCACGGAAAUGUACAGGAACGUCACGGACGAGCUCUCAUUCGACGUUGACGGCGGUGUCGCACCGAACGAGUAUGAGGGAUUGGUUGUCAACCGGCCAUAUAGAAGACAACCAGGAACGACGAGGGACGAUAGGCAAGGGGAAGGACACAACGACGACAACGACCUCUGAUGCUGCCCCCCCCCCGAACACAGGCUAA